AUGCGUCCCUGCAUCCCUCUCCGGGGAAUGCAUGGCUGCGGCAAGAAUUCUGACACUGAGAGAAGUUCUGCUAGAACAUGGCUUUCCUGUGCCUUAAGACCAGCUUCUCAGCAGAUUGUAGCCUCCUCAACUAUGUCUAGGAUGGUGCGUCAGUAUGUUCGUCAUUUUGGUCAGAGGCUGGUCCACAGGCGAGGAGAAGACACCAUAAAGGAGUCUGACGGUCUCAAGAUUCAGCUGAGUGCCACAGAGCUGGUGUUCUUGGGUGUGGGCAGGAACCUGGGAGCCGGCCUGUACAUCGUGCUUGGUGCAGUGGCCAAGUACGUAGCUGGACCAGCGAUUGUCGUCUGCUUCUUGGUGGCUGGCCUGUCUUCUGUGCUGUCGAGGCUCUGCUAUGUGGAGUUCGACGCCCGGGUACCACGCUCCUCUUCUGCGUAUGUCUGCAGCUCCGUCACGAUGGGACAGCUCUGGGCCUUCGUUGUUGGCUGGAACAUCAUACUGUUAUUUUUAAUUGCCAUUGCAUGUACAGCCCGCGCCUGGAGGUACGCCUUUGACAGCCUCAUUGGGGACCGCAUCUCUCAGAAACUGGAGGAAACUGUCCCUCUGCAUGCACCCUAUUUCCUGGCCACGUAUGCAGACGUUUUCGCACUGGGCCUGGUGCUGCUGCUUGCGGUACUACUCGCUCUGGGAGUUCCUGAGUCAGCCUGGGUUUACAGAGUGUUCACGGGCAUCAACCUUUUGGUUCUCAGCUUCAUCAUCGUCUCUGGCUUCAUUAAUGGAGACCUGCAAAACUGGAAGCUCACAGAACAGGACUACGCAUUGGCAACAGCUGUAUUCUCGUAUAGCUUGGGCCCUCCAGGUGCUGGAGGGUUUAUGCCUUUUGACAUUGAGGGGCUUCUCCAAGGAGCAGCUACGUGUUUCUACGCAUUUGUUGGUUUUGCUGCCAUUGCCGCUAGAGAGAGAGGAGACCUAAAGCCUCAGCGGUCCAUCUCCCUGAUCUCACUCCUCAUGUGCUUUUUGGCGUAUUUUGCUGUCUCAGCGGCGCUCACCCUCAUGGUGCCCUACUACCAGAUUCAUCACCACAGCCCCUUGCCCGAGGCUUUUCUCCAUGUUGGCUGGGGCCCUGCCAAAUAUGUGGUGGCUGUUGGCGUCCUCUGUGCUCUUACGUCCAGCCUCCUGGGUGACAUGUUCCCCAUGUCUCGGUUAAUCCGUGCAAUGGCAGAGGACGGGCUCCUUUUCCGGGGACUUGCCCGGGUCUAUGGUCACACAAAAAUCCCUGUCGUGGCCAUCAUGUCUUCUGGAAGCCUUGCAGGGAUCAUGGCAUUACUCUUUGAGUUCAGCCACAUUGCAAACCUCAUGGCAGUUGCGUCCCUGCUUGCUUACUCCAUCGUGUCCUUCUCGGUCCUUGUACUUAGGUACCAGCCAGGUCAGAAUUUAAGUAACAGUGAGAAAACGGAAGAAGAAACUGAGAUGGAGCUUGUACCUGUAGGAAGUCCUUUGGACUCUGUACCUGAAGCAGGAACCUCAAACAUUCUAAAGAGCCUGUGGUUCCCUACCAGCACCACCCCCACCCGGAAAUCUGGCCAGAUUGUCUAUAGAUGUGCCUUCCUGCUUGUUCUCCUGCUGAGCAUCCUGAGCCUGGUCCUGGCCCAGUGGCCCAGACGUGUGUUCUCUGGAGACCCUGUGCUCACAACAGUGGCUGUGCUGCUGCUGCUGCUCACCACUGGGGUGACGGCCAUCAUCUGGAGGCAGCCCCAGAGCCCCAGACCUCUUACGUUCAGGGUCCCUGCUCUGCCUGUCCUCCCACUGGUGAGCAUCUUCGUGAACCUUUACUUGAUGAUGCAGAUGACCUCUGGGACCUGGAUCCUCUUUGGCAUCUGGAAUGCCAUUGGAUUUGCCAUAUACUUUGGAUAUGGGGUCCGACACAGCUUGGAGGAGAACAAUGAGCCACCAGCCUCCAGCUCCCAGACUCCAGACUAAAACACCCCUAGUGAUGAAGCAUCUUAGCCAAAGGAAAUAGACGCUAUGUGGAUCCUUCCAUACACUGGAGGUAUCUGCUGGUUCAAGGCGCACUUUGAGCCUCUAUGGACUGUGCAAAUGGAAAGCAUUUAGUGCUCUGUAUUCAUUGCCAGUGGACAAAAUGACUUUGCUAUUGUAUAAUUUUUAAGUAAACUUUUUUAGCUUAAUAUGCAUCAGAAGAUUGCAUGCUUCAUAAGUUUGUAGUAAGAUGAAUCUUCACAAAGAAAGUGUUAUGAUGUUACUGACAACGAGAGGAAGAAAUA
Budorcas taxicolor (takin) is the source of this 2279-nucleotide messenger RNA. RefSeq names its product cationic amino acid transporter 3-like. Lineage: Eukaryota; Metazoa; Chordata; Mammalia; Artiodactyla; Bovidae. The record is from RefSeq and is a predicted model, not a curated record. Gene Ontology annotation, cellular component: plasma membrane. Bases 1 to 1977 code for a protein of 658 amino acids. The transcript is spliced from 13 exons. Gene Ontology annotation, molecular function: amino acid transmembrane transporter activity. Gene Ontology annotation, biological process: amino acid transport; transmembrane transport.